UUUGCUGCGAAGAGCAAUAUAGCGAUAGAAAUAUAAAAACUACUGACUUUUCAAUAAAAACGAUCAUUAAAUAAACUAAUGGAUCCCAAUCUAAGAAACCUCAAAGAUUUCCUGACAUUAUACAAUAAAGUUACGGAAUUGUGUUUCUCUCGAUGUGUUGAUAAUUUCAAUGAACGAGAUUUGGCCAAACAUGAGGAAGCUUGUGUAAGUCGAUGUGUUAAUAAAUUUGCACUAUUUAAUCAAAAUAUGAUGAAAGUUUAUGUCGAAGUACAAUCGGAAAUAAAUCAAAGACGCAUGCAGGAGUUGGAAGAAGGACAAAAAUUAAUACAACAAAACCAACAGCAAACUGAUGCGAGUACGGCGACGAUUUCUACUGCCCCCAAAUUGUUAUCAUAAUAGAGACCAGAUAUUAACUCAUGUUUACUAAUUUUUAAGUUUUUUUUUUGUUAUUAUGGAACAAAUAUGUAUUGUAGCUCUUAUUGGAUUACCUGCUGCCGGAAAAACGAGUUUCAGUAAAUUACUGUUAGAAACUGAAAA
Stomoxys calcitrans (stable fly) is the source of this 537-nucleotide messenger RNA. RefSeq names its product mitochondrial import inner membrane translocase subunit Tim10B. Gene Ontology annotation, cellular component: mitochondrial intermembrane space chaperone complex. NCBI's taxonomy places the organism in Eukaryota, Metazoa, Arthropoda, Insecta, Diptera, Muscidae. The transcript has 3 exons. The record is from RefSeq and is a predicted model, not a curated record. Bases 79 to 396 code for a protein of 105 amino acids.